Messenger RNA from Echinostoma caproni, 1017 nucleotides. The record is from the annotation of a GenBank genome assembly. Lineage: Eukaryota; Metazoa; Platyhelminthes; Trematoda; Plagiorchiida; Echinostomatidae.
AUGGCCUCGAACGAUGAUUGGCCUCGAAGUGUGCUAAAUGCUAAAUACCGUUCCUUGCGAGAGGAAUUCUUGUACAAAGGCAACCUCUGGGCUAAUUGGACAUCAGAAGCGAUCAUCCGUAGAGUGGAAGACCAGUUCCAAUUUCGGUCGAAUGACGUGAUUAUAUCCAGUUAUCCCAAGUCCGGCAAUACUUUUCUCUCCGAGAUAGUCAGCUUACUAUCUGCCAGUCAAGGACAGCAGGAAAAAUGGGCGAAAACGCUAGAAUGGGUUAAUGCAUACCCUAUUUACAAACGUGUUGUGUUCAUCGAGGAGAUAUAUCAACAUUUGUAUCCCAAAUGUAGCAAAACUCAAUCGGCCAUGGAGUAUCUGGAACGGUGGCCUGUGAGUGAUCCCCAUGAAUGUCGCUUGAUCAAAACCCACCUGCCUGCAGACAGUAUUCAGUCUGCUUUCAAACGUGUGUCCCAACCACCUCAAAUUAUCUAUGUGUAUCGCAAUCCGAAGGACACAUGUGUUUCGAUGUUUCACUUCUACAGGGGAGCCGAAGAAUACGGGCCAUUUGCUGGCGAUUGGAAUGAAUUUUUCCAAAUGUGGCUUGAUGGCUGGAUUGCUGCCGGAGAUUGGCGCCGCGUUGUUCCUGAAUGGCUUCGGUAUGCCAAGAUGAGCCGGAACUGGGAAAAAGCAAUUUUAUGCAUUAGUUAUGAAUCUCUAGUACAAGAGCCCCUCCAGUGUGUGGAGCGUCUGAAUCAAUUGCUAAAUCCAGGGUGCCCCUUAGAUCCGGACGUAGGUGAGGCGAUACGAAAGCAUACUUCAUUUGAACAAAUGCGCAAGAAUCCACAGACAAAUUAUCAAAAUGUUGAGGGGUUCGUGGAUGAUUUCCAAUUUAUGCGUAAAGGUAAAGUUGGCGAUUGGAAAAAUUGGUUUACAGAGGAUCAGAAUUAUGAAUUUGACCGAGUAUAUGAGGAGUGUAUAAACACAGUGAAUAAACUGUUGUCUCCGAAUGAAUUGAUUUUUGAAUAA